GGAUAUAGGCGGGGUUCCCACUUUUAUUGACGAGGAAGUUGCGGCGUGCCUUUGUGCUCAGUUGGCAGCGACGCUCAACAGGACAAACCUCCGCAGCAGCAGCGGAGUUUCUGCUGAGGCAUUCUGGACAUUCCUCCAUCCUCUACCUGUCAGACAGGUGUGCUCGGCUGGCUCGGCGGACGCGUCGGGGCGCACGGAGGCAGCGCGGGAAGGUGGCGUGCAGGGCGCCGUUCACGCUCAUCUAUGGGUGAAACUCUGCGUAAAGCGUGCCCGUGUCUGGAAGUAUUAUGGCAAAGGAUCUUUGGCAGCAAAAACAUCUCGGAUGGGGUCGAUGCCGAGGAUCCGCAGAGGGUAUCGAGUCCAACGCCGCAGCCGUCGCCGCCGCAGCCGUCGCCACCGCCACCGCCGCCAGGGGACAAGCCCGUGGAGAGCGGCUCCAUCUACAUGGCGCUGUGGUCGUUUGAAUCCCGGCAUCAGGACGAGCUGUCGUUCCAGGAGGGGGAUCUGUUCAGUGUCAUCAGUCGUGCCGGGGACUGGUGGACGGCACGGAGGAUAGACAGGAACGGGCGCGUCCUGGCCACCGGGAUCGUGCCCAGUAACUACCUGGCGAGGGGAGAGUCCGUGGACGCGCAACCGUGGUUUUUCGGGGAGAUGAACCGCUUCGAGGCCCAGAGCCACCUCCUGAGACCGGAAAACAAAGAGGGAGCUUUCCUGAUCCGCAUCAGUGAGAAAGAUAACGUUGGAUACGUUCUCUCAGUGAAGUCAGACAGUCGGGUGAAGCACUUCAAGAUCAUGCACCAAGAAAGUGUUUACUUUGUGGAGCUGAAUCAGAACUUCACCUCUCUGAUCGACCUGGUGGAGCACUACAGCACACACCGCCUGAGCACCACCAACAGCCUGGGAGAGCCCUGCAAGAGGGAGACAAGACCGCAGCUCCUGGACUUGUCCCAUUCCACGGUGGAUGAAUGGGAGCUCCCGAAGGAGGAGUUUACCCUGGAGGAGCGUCUGGGCAGUGGCCAUUUCGCUGAGGUCUACCGGGGACGCUGGAAGAAUCAAAUCAGCGUCGCCAUCAAGAUAAUCAAAACCGACUCUGAGCUGAAUCACAGUGAAUUCCAGAAGGAAGUUCAGAUCUUGAAGAGUCUCCGUCAUCGUCACCUCAUUUCUCUGUUUGCCGUCUGCAUGUCCUCCUCUCCUUACUACAUCAUCACCGAAUUCAUGGAAAAAGGCAGCCUGCUCACCUUCCUCAGAAGUCCAGAGGGAGAGCAUCUGGAGCUGCCGUCUCUCAUCGACAUGGCAGCCCAGGUGGCUGAUGGGAUGUCAUACCUGGAGGAGCGGAACAGCAUCCACCGAGAUCUGGCCGCUCGCAACGUGCUGGUGGGAGAAAACUGCAUCUGUAAGGUGGCCGACUUCGGACUGGCACGGGUUAUCAAGGAGCCGUUCUACAUCACGGCGGAUAAGAAGAUCCCCUACAAGUGGAGCGCUCCCGAGGCCAUCAGCCACGGAAAGUUCUCCAACAAGUCAGACGUCUGGUCCUUUGGCAUCUUGCUCUUUGAGAUCAUCACCUACGGAAGCGUUCCAUACCCAGCCUACAGCAACCUGGAGGUGUACCAGCAGGUCACCAAGGGAUACAGGAUGCCUGCUCCGCCCAAAUGUCCCGACUUCCUCCAUGAAAUCAUGUUGAAAUGUUGGAGCGCCGAGCCCGCCGACAGGCCCGACUUCAAAGUCCUCAAGUGCAAACUGGAAAGUUCCUACGAGCUGGAGUGACCGUCGUGACAUCGUGUGCAUCGUGAAGGCCACGGAGGAGCAGCAGCGACGCGGUGUGUUCACAGCAGUGCACGCCGGACUUGUCCUGUGGGGACUCAUGAGUUUAAAAAGUUUUUCCCCUCCAACGCCAAAGCUGAUUUUGCAGGCUAUCACAUGGACUAACUGUGUGUCUGUAGCCUGCAAAUUUGCAAACCCUAAACCUGGAGGUGGAAAAGCAUAGCCAACACAAAAUAGCAAGCAGGUUCAUUUUGGAUAUCAGGUUGAGGUCCCUUUGUAAGAUUUGUUUUUGACCAGACUUUAGGACGUGAACCUGCACUUGAAAACCACCUUUACAGAGAAUGUAGAGUUUGCAAAUUGAUUAAUACAAAAAGAAAGUAUGGAGAGUAUAGUAUUAUCUGGGUUUUCAACCUAGAGGUGACAGUUAGUAUAAUCUGAUGGGUGGGAAAUGAAGUUGGUUUCUCUCUAAGACUUAGCAUUAUUGGCUCCCAAAGCAAGUGUGGCCAAAAUAAAGUGGUUUUAACAUGUUUAACAUUGUAAAGACAGCACAUCCAAACUCAAAUCUGACUUGAUAUCACUCCGAUCUAUUUAUGAUCAAUGCCAGACUAUAAACAAGCGAGAGCUAGAGAUAGGGGUACGUCUGAAAAAUCAACGAUUGGAUGCAGGAGAUGAAAAAAAAAAAAAAAAAAAAACCCCGUAUCAACCACUCAGAUCAUACCCAAUUAUCAAUGUAUUUAUUUCAUUUCCUUUUUUAUUUAUGCAAAUUGAUGUAAAGACUUGGCUGUGAAUAAGCUUUACUUACGACUUCAGGCAGUGUUAAACUGGGGAGUGAAAGUGAUCAAACAACAGCUGGUACUGGUUUUGGAGGAGUAACAGCAGCAGAGCUAAUUACAGUACCAUUCAUUUCAAAUGGACCCUUGCAGAAACUCCAUUUGAAGGAAUGCAACACGUUCUCGCCUCUGAGGCAGAAGACAUUAUGGAGGAGCUGAAAAAAAAAAUGAGAAAUUCACAUGAUAAUGCAAAGGAGAAUCACGUAUUUUUAUUCGCUGGAUGAUUUAUUUUGCUGUCGGUGGUAGAAAUGCAGGUUUGGCUGUUUACUGGAGCCUUUGGAGCCGGUCACAUUCUGUCCUCUGUGGACACCUGGUGGACGGUUUGAAAGAUGUGACCCCAGUUAGAUUCCCAGUUUGUUUUCCCACUCAACAGAAUGAUUCGAGCUUUCCUUACUUAAGAAUGUGAAAUCUUGAAUUAUUGGGUGUUUGGCUGACCAUUGGUCCAGACUUUGAAGAAUCUUGGCCGACCGGGAAGAACAUCAGAUGGGAAUCACCGCUAGAUGGAGGCAGAGCAGACGCCAUCUCCAUCAUUUUUGUUUUGACUCUGUUUUGAGUCAGUAGUGAUAGAAGAUCCGCCAGAGAACCUUUGGUACAAAAGUAGAGCAGAGACGAAAGCCUUACAUGCUGUAUCAUAUAUCAGGAAUAAACUAAAUUCUAGCAGUGGUCUUAAACUGAUAAAAAAAAAAAAA
Messenger RNA from Myripristis murdjan (pinecone soldierfish), 3280 nucleotides. RefSeq names its product PTK6 protein tyrosine kinase 6b (gene ptk6b). Gene Ontology annotation, molecular function: protein binding; ATP binding; protein tyrosine kinase activity. The transcript is spliced from 8 exons. Bases 244 to 1764 code for a protein of 506 amino acids. The record is from RefSeq and is a predicted model, not a curated record. NCBI's taxonomy places the organism in Eukaryota, Metazoa, Chordata, Actinopteri, Holocentriformes, Holocentridae. Gene Ontology annotation, biological process: protein phosphorylation.